UCCUCAUUUAGCUAUCAAGAUCAUAUUCUUAUUCCAGUAAUGCUUCCUCUUCACAGCUUUCCUAACAAAAAGCAAAGCAACAAGCAAAAAGGAGGAAGGGAUGAUAGUAGCUCGGAGAAAUCAGCUGAAAGAGCCAAACUGCUGAUCUGAAUUUUAGUGGUUGGGAAAUUACCUGAAGAGCUAUGAAGGCCUGGCUGCUCCUGGUUGCUGCUUUUCUUCUCUGGCCAGGCUGCUCUUCUCAAAAGGCAUGUGACGAACCAGAUGAGGUUGACUUUGGGGAAAUUGUGAGCGCUGAGAAAGCCAAGUAUUUGGAAAAUGACCGAGUGCAAUACAGGUGCAACCCUGUUUAUGUCUUGGAAGGACCUGAAUGGAUUCAGUGUAAGGGACAAGAAUGGACACCUCAUCCACCAAAAUGCUUGGCACCCUGCAGUAUCACAAGACAACAGCUAGCAGCAAAAAACUUGUUUGUGUUUGGGAAUCAAAGAAAAGCUCGGCUUAUUCAAAAUAAUCAGAGUCUGCGGUUUCAGUGUAAUGAAGGCUAUGUCCUCGUGGUUCCAUCAGUCAGAAAGUGUGUUGACGGUUACAUGGAUUUGCCUUUAUGUAUCUCUGAGAGAGGAAAAAACUGCAGUGGUCCACCCAGGACUGAGAACGGAGACAUUAUUACUUUAUCUAAGAAGCAGUACAGAUCUGGCUCUUCAGUAGAAUUCAGAUGCCAAACAUAUUAUGCCAUGGAGGGCCAGAACAGAUCUUUUUGUAACAAUGGGACCUGGACAAAGGUGCCCAAUUGCCUUGAUCCUUGUAUGAUCCCCAGGACUGAACUGGAAAGCCAGAAGAUAGAAGUUAAAGAUGAAAUCGAUGCACCUGAAAAUAUAUUUGUGCAACAUGGUCAUUCUAUUGAGCUCACCUGUAGAACAGGAUAUGUCCUGGCAGCAAAUUCUUCCCAAUCGGCUUUUGUCAUCCAUUGUAACGGGACACCACCAGUGAUUCCUAAAUGCAAAGAAAUUACAUGCAACUCUCCAAGAAUAUCUAAUGGUACUUUCCGACCUCAAAGAACUAUAUAUCAUGAUGGGGAUCUAAUUCGAAUUCAGUGUGACAGUGGAUUUACUUUUGAUCCAGAUAAUGGAGAAAAGGUGGUUGAAUGCACAAAGAAUGGAUGGUCACCUCCACCAAAAUGUAUCAAAAAAUGUGAUACUUCUCUACGUAUUCAUAAUGGUCAUUUUGCUAGUACUUAUCAGGACAUGUACAUAGAAGGUAACGACAUUAGAUUUGUUUGUGAUCAGGGAUAUUCUCCUGCAAACCAGCAGUCAACAUCCACUUGCACAAAAAAUGGCUGGUCACCUGCUCCAAGUUGUAUCCUGACAGAAAGGGGCUGUGACUAUAUCCGUAUAGAAAAUGGAAGAAUGGCCAAACCAUAUGAACUAUACAGACCAUUUCCAAUAUCGGAGGGACAAUCAAUUUAUUUUUCUUGUAAUCAUGGUUUUCUGCCUACAAACAAGGAAAUGUGGCAAGCAGCAACAUGCAUCAAAUCCCACUAUGUCCCAGAACUAAAAUGUUUCAGUAAGUAA
Molecule: messenger RNA, 1565 nt
Organism: Pantherophis guttatus
Lineage: Eukaryota; Metazoa; Chordata; Lepidosauria; Squamata; Colubridae
Source: RefSeq, a predicted model, not a curated record